UCAUUUUGUAUUUUGAAAAUAAAAUAAACUGAAAUUGGCGGCUUUAAUUUUCAACCGACAAACACAACUCGAUAUUUUCUGUUUUCCUUCAUUUUUCCUUAAAAAAAUUAUAUUUCUUCUAAAAAAAUCAUGAACAAAUUAAAGAAAAAAGCUCCAACUAGAGAUCAAUUGCCAGCUUUGUUAAGCGAAGUGCCUGAUCCAUAUCAAGAACGUGUAUUGGACAUGUCGAAAAAAAUGAUGUCGCAUCCAGCUUAUGGGCGUCCAUAUGAUUGGUCAACAGACGACUUUGAACUUGGAGCACCUCUGGGCCGAGGAAAAUUCGGUCGUGUAUACAUUGCCAGAGAGCGUCACAGCCAUUACAUGGUUGCAAUGAAAGUGAUGUUCAAAUCAGAACUCCAAAAAGGCGGCGUACAGCGACAAGUUUUACGAGAAAUUGAAAUUCAAUCGAGAUUAAAACAUCCACAUAUUUUGCGUUUGCUUACUUGGUUCCAUGACGAGUCAAAGAUUUAUUUGGCUCUGGAAAUCGCCUCAGAAGGUGAACUCUAUAAACAUCUUCGAAAUGCACCAGGUCAUCGUUUUGAUGAGUUCCGUUCGGCCAAGUACACUUACCAAGUUGCAGAUGCAUUAAACUAUUGCCACAUGAACAAUGUUAUUCACAGAGAUUUAAAACCAGAGAAUAUUCUUCUCACUUCUGAUGAUAAUGUUAAAUUAGCUGAUUUCGGAUGGUCAGCUCACACAAUGUCAAAUAAACGACGAACAAUGUGCGGAACACUUGAUUACCUUCCACCAGAGAUGGUUGAUGGUACAAGUUAUGAUGACUCUGUAGAUCAAUGGUGUCUGGGAAUUCUGUGUUAUGAAUUCUUGGUUGGGAAUCCACCAUUCGAAUCGAGCAACACUGAAUUGACAUAUGAAAAAAUUCGACGUCUUGAGAUUAAUUAUCCAAAGCAUAUGAGUUCGGGGGCUAAAGAUCUUAUAUCAAGACUUCUUCGGAAAAACUCAGCUCGCAUAACACUUGUUCAAGUAAUGACCCAUCCCUGGGUUAAGGAGAAUAUGCAGAAGCGUAACGCUUUGCUAGCUGGGAAGUAGUUUUAAAUAUUUUUAACUCAAUUAUUUUUAUAAUAUUUAUCCUUUGAAUGUUAGAACUAGAAACUGUUUCUUUUGUUUUUCAAUGUUUCAUUUUUAAUCUUCUAAAAAUUCAUUAAACAAUUUUAUAUUCAUUUUUAUCAAA
Molecule: messenger RNA, 1228 nt
Organism: Episyrphus balteatus (marmalade hoverfly)
Lineage: Eukaryota; Metazoa; Arthropoda; Insecta; Diptera; Syrphidae
Gene: aurB
Product: aurora kinase B
Exons: 5
Coding region: 130-1086 (318 amino acids)
Biological process (GO): mitotic spindle organization; protein phosphorylation; regulation of cytokinesis
Cellular component (GO): chromosome passenger complex; spindle pole centrosome; spindle midzone
Molecular function (GO): protein kinase activity; ATP binding
Source: RefSeq, a predicted model, not a curated record